Messenger RNA from Durotheca rogersii, 1122 nucleotides. RefSeq names its product putative 1-aminocyclopropane-1-carboxylate deaminase. The record is from RefSeq and is a predicted model, not a curated record. NCBI's taxonomy places the organism in Eukaryota, Fungi, Ascomycota, Sordariomycetes, Xylariales, Xylariaceae. The transcript has 2 exons. Gene Ontology annotation, biological process: amine catabolic process. Bases 1 to 1122 code for a protein of 373 amino acids. Gene Ontology annotation, molecular function: D-cysteine desulfhydrase activity; 1-aminocyclopropane-1-carboxylate deaminase activity; pyridoxal phosphate binding.
AUGACUGACGUCGAGCUCGACCUCCGGCUCCCCGAGCCCUUCGCCAGCAUCCCCCGGACGCCGCUACUAUUCGGGCCCUCGCCCAUCCAGCACCUCCCGCGCAUCAGCGCCGCUCUGGGCGGUCGUGUCCAGGUCUACGCCAAGCGCGAGGACUGCAACUCGGGCCUAGCGUUCGGUGGGAACAAGGUGCGCAAGCUCGAAUACCUCGCCGCGGACGCCCUGGCCCAGGGCAGCGACACGCUGGUCUCGAUCGGCGGCGUGCAGUCGAACCACACGCGGGCCGUGGCCGCCGUGGCCGCCGCGCUGGGGCUGCAGUGCGCGCUGGUCCAGGAGCACUGGGUCGACCUGCCGGCGGCCGACGGCGGCGACGCGCCCGCCGACGCUGCGGCCGAGCGCCACUACGAGACCGUCGGCAACAUCCAGCUGUCGCGGCUGAUGGGCGCGGCGCCGCGGCUCGAGCCGCAGACCAGCUUCGGCAUCGAGCACAAGCCGACGCUGGCGCAGCUCGAGCGCGAGCUCGCCGCCGCCGGCCGCGAGCCCUACUACAUCCCGGCGGGGGCGUCGGAUCACCCGCUGGGGGGGCUGGGGUUCGCGCGGUGGGCGCUGGAGGUGGAGGCGCAGGAGCGCGACCUGCAGCGGCGGCGGGGCGUGGACGACUUCUUCUUCGACACGAUCGUCAUCUGCGCGGUGACGGGGUCGACGCUGGCGGGGGCGGUGGCCGGGUUCCGGCUGGCGCAGGAGCGGCUGGGGUCGCGAGCGCGGCGGGUGAUCGGGAUCGACGCGUCGGCGGCGCCGGAGGCGACGCGGGCGCAGGUGCUGCGGAUCGCGCGGGCGACGGCGGCGCGCAUCGGGCUCGCGCCCGCCGACGUGCGCGACGCCGACGUCGAGCUCGACGAGCGCUACCACGGCGGCCGCUACGGCGUCGCCGACGCCCGCACCCUCGACGCCAUCCGCUUCGGCGCCCGCACCGAGGCCUUCAUCACCGACCCCGUCUACGAGGGCAAGAGCCUCGCCGGCCUCAUGGACCUCGUCCGCAACCGCGAGAUCCCCGACGGCAGCAACGUCCUCUACGCCCACCUCGGCGGCCAGCUCGCACUGAAUGCGUACCCCGAUAUCCAGUGA